AAUGCUUGGGCGGCUCGCCUCAAGAACUUAGCCUCGAACUGCAAGAUGGGAAAUCAUCUUCAGCACAGUUUGCUGAUGAAAUUUGUUGACGGAUUGGACGGGAAAGCGUACGAUCGCAUAUGCGAAGAAGACGAAUCCCUAACAUUUGAGCGGGCGUACGAGAUAGCAGUUAAAUAUGAGCCGGAUUCGAUCAAAGUAGCAGGAAUUUUUCAAAUCGAUCAGAAUAAACAGGGAGCAAACCGUCGACAGACUACCGGAAAUCGAGGACAACCGAUGGGCAGAUGCUUAGCUUGCAACAGGCAAGGUCACUACAAACGGGAUUGUCGUUUCAAGGAAUAUGUCUGCAAGAAGUGUAACAAACGAGGUCACUUACAGGCGGCCUGUUCGUACCAGCGGAAUUUCUACGUAAGAGAGCAAGAUGAGCAGCAAAUGGAGGAAGCAGAGGAUGAGGUGACCUUGCAGCAAAAUUUCAUCAAUUUCAGUAUUUGAAGUGCUAUAAGCAGAUGUAAGCAAUUAAACUACAAUUAUCUUAUGAUCUUAUUGCUAUCCAUGGUAACAUAGAAUUAGUGCGGGGAUGUGAUAUAUGUUAUGUUCAUCCGACAACCCC
Messenger RNA from Armigeres subalbatus, 607 nucleotides. RefSeq lists its product as uncharacterized. Gene Ontology annotation, molecular function: nucleic acid binding; zinc ion binding. Lineage: Eukaryota; Metazoa; Arthropoda; Insecta; Diptera; Culicidae. The transcript has 2 exons. Bases 46 to 489 code for a protein of 147 amino acids. The record is from RefSeq and is a predicted model, not a curated record.